This is a messenger RNA of Insectozyma verbasci, 609 nucleotides long. Lineage: Eukaryota; Fungi; Ascomycota; Pichiomycetes; Serinales; Debaryomycetaceae. The record is from the annotation of a GenBank genome assembly.
AUGGUUUCAGUUCGUAAAAGAAAAAUGGCUAGAUCUUCAAUCAAGAAGAAUACAAGAAGAGUCAAAGAUAAACAAAGAAAUAUAAAUAUUCAUUCAAAUCCAAUCAUAGCAGCCAAUUGGGAUAAAUCAUUAACAUUACAACAAAAUUAUAAAAAAUUAGGUCUUACUGCAAAAUUGGGAAAAUCACCAGGAGGAAAAGAACAAUCACUUUCUAAAAAACGUAAUAACAAAGAACACAUAACUAUCGAUCAAAUUGAUGACACAGAUGAUCCAGAAAAGAUACCGGAGGGAGAAGCUAAGAUUAUUCGAGAUGAGGAGGGCAAUGUAAUUAAGGUUAUAUACGGUACUAUGAAACAAAAAGAGGAAGAAAGUGAGGAAGAAGUUGAUAAUUCUGUUGUUAAACAAUUGGAAGAAUAUGCUGAGAAGAAUAGUAAAAUUAAGAAAGAGAGGCAUCAAUCAGAUAGAGAAUCUGAAUUUUUGAAAAAUUUGUAUGAAAAAUAUGGUGAUGAUUAUGAUAAAAUGAAAUGGGAUAAAUUGAAUGUUUAUCAACAAUCUGCUGGUGAAUUGAAAAGGAGGAUUAUAAAAUGGAAAAAAUCAAAUAAUAUAUAA